Dothidotthia symphoricarpi CBS 119687 is the source of this 550-nucleotide messenger RNA. RefSeq lists its product as uncharacterized. The transcript is spliced from 4 exons. The coding region runs from base 174 to 461 and encodes 95 amino acids. Lineage: Eukaryota; Fungi; Ascomycota; Dothideomycetes; Pleosporales; Dothidotthiaceae. The record is from RefSeq and is a predicted model, not a curated record.
CUGUAUAUAUGAUCGAACGUAUAAGUGGCGAGGGCCACAAUCACCAAGGCAACAGUCAAGUUACAAGGCUCAGCAAAAGUGUGCCUUACUUCCCCUGUCAGUAAUCGCUAUCAUCACUUACAACACGAACUCUCGAGGCGUAUCAUCGAUUUCUCCCAAGAAAAGAUAGUGUAAUGGCAGAAGAGUAUCCAGACUACGAAGACAACACCAAGUCAGGAUAUGAUUUUGGUAUCAGCUCACGGCCGAGGGUUGCGCAAUUCGAAAUAGACGAUGAGGUUAAGAUGAAAGUUACAUAUAAAGAUGAUGACAGUGAAGAGAUUACAGUGUGCAGACACUUUAAGAUCCGAGCAAGUCAGCGGAAUGCUCGUGGCCAUUGGGAAUACCAGCUGAACGACAGAUUCACCGGUGCGCAUUACAAAAGUAAUGACUGGUUUUCAGAGUCUCACCUGGGAUUGUUGUAGUAGAACUUGGCAUACAUGUUUGGCCUUGUGAGCAAUGCCCUCGACAGCCUUGUACAAUAAGGCUGUAUAAAUGUGCGGUCAUGGCGAGA